Cinara cedri is the source of this 939-nucleotide messenger RNA. NCBI's taxonomy places the organism in Eukaryota, Metazoa, Arthropoda, Insecta, Hemiptera, Aphididae. The record is from the annotation of a GenBank genome assembly.
AUGGUUAUAAUAUAUAUAACAAUUUAUAUUUAUUUCUAUACAAACGUAUUUACGUGUAUAAAAAAUAUAAAUAAUUUUAUUAUUCAUAAUAUUUCCUCUCACUCGUAUCAAUAUCUGAUUGCUGUUAUCGAUGUCUGCGAAAAUAGUUAUACUGCUGUUAUUCAGCGCUCAGAUGACCGUGAUCACCGCAAGUAUCGUGACUUACUUAACUCCGCUGUUAACACAGUGGGAUGGUUCGUCGACCGUAAAGACGAUCUACCACAAAGAUUUGGCAAAUUUCCAAGGUUCACCAGCUACACGUCGAGUGCCAUGUGCUGCGCUCACCGGUACAAGCUUCGACAUACUGAUUCGCAUAUACUGCACAAAACGGACGUGGUCUCCUCGGUCACCGUGCACGACAAAAUGUACGGAAACUUCUCGGCCACCCUGUACCACUCACCGUAUAGAGACUUCUCGGCCGCCGUGCACGACAAAAUAUACGAAAACUUCUCGACCGUUUCAUACCACACGCUGCUUAGAGACUUUUCGACCACUCUGCACUACUCGCCGUAUAGAGGCUUCUCGGCUCCCGUGCACGACAAAAUGUACGGAAACUUCUCGACCGUUUCAUACCACACGCUGCUUAGAGACUUUUCGACCACUCUGCACUACUCGCCGUAUAGAGGCUUCUCGGCUCCCGUGCACGACAAAAUGUACGGAAACUUCUCGACCGUUUCAUACCACACGCUGCUUAGAGACUUUUCGACUACUCUGCACUACUCGCCGUAUAGAGACUUCUCGGCCGCCGUGCACGACAAAAUGUACGGAAACUUCUCGACCGCUCUGCACAACACGCUGUAUAGAGACUUCUGGUUCGCCAUGCACAAUGAAAUGUACGGAGAGUACAACUGCUCGUGUGGAGACUUCUCGGACACCAUAUAUGCCUACCUACAAGCAUGA